Molecule: messenger RNA, 1273 nt
Organism: Capsella rubella
Lineage: Eukaryota; Viridiplantae; Streptophyta; Magnoliopsida; Brassicales; Brassicaceae
Product: probable ribose-5-phosphate isomerase 4, chloroplastic
Exons: 9
Coding region: 99-968 (289 amino acids)
Biological process (GO): pentose-phosphate shunt, non-oxidative branch
Molecular function (GO): ribose-5-phosphate isomerase activity
Source: RefSeq, a predicted model, not a curated record
CACACAAAACAAUAUUGAACGAGAUAAGAGCGGCCAAAACCACCGAGUCACCACCGGAAUCGUCGUGACUCGGUGACACAAAUCGUUUUUGUAAGAAAAUGGCAUUUGCAGCAGCAUCAACUCCAUUUUCACUCUCUUCCGUGGUUCCCACGCGCCGUCGUAGCUUCCAAAAGGUUUCGGUACCUCGAGUAAGCGCCAAUCUUUCUCCGGAGGCCACUCCUCUUCUCCGAGCAGCCCACCACACCGUGGAUAAUUAUGUGAAGAGUGGGAUGGUUAUUGGUUUAGGAUCUGGAGAUGCUUCAGAUAUGGCUAUACGUUAUUUGGGUCAGCAACUUCGUUCUGGUUCUUUAGAAAAUGUUGUUGGUGUACCAAUGUCUGCUCGAAGCGCGAGUGAAGCAGCAAAGUAUGGAAUCCCGUUGAAAUAUUCCCUAGAUGAUUUUCAGAUUGAUUUUGCAUUUCAUGAUGCUGAUGCUGUAGAAGAGGGUACGCUUAUCGCAGUUAUUGGACGGAGAAGAAGUUCACAGGAAGAUGACUAUAUUCUGAAACAAAAGUCUAUUGUAAAAGCAGCUAAUGAGGCAGUCUUCCUGAUAAAGGAAGAACAAUACAAAGCUGGCCUUGAAGGUUCUAUUCCUGUUUUAGUUCAAUCCCUUAAUUGGUUAGCUAUAGCUGAGGAGAUAGAUGACUUGUAUCUAGGCGAUGCAGAGGUGUGGAGAAGAGCUUCCGUAGGAGAUGCAGGGCCUCUUGGAGGAGAUUUUCCUAUAGUAACCAGUGAUGGUCAUAACAUCCUUGAUGUUAUAUUUACAACUCCAAUUCCAAGUCUCGCUAACGUGGCUGAAAGCCUGGAAACAAUUGAUGGCGUUGUGGACCAUGGACUACUAAUCAAAACUAGAUGCUCGGUGGUGAUCGCAGGAGAAACUGAAGUAAGAACUGUUACCUUGCAGACCAGUACAGUGGAGGGUGGUGUAUAAACCAGAGAUAGACUCUACUGUUAGUCUUUUGUUAUGAACAUAACCGAGCAACAUAGCCUAGUGUGAUCGGAACGAAAUUGUCAGUCAGAACCAUAAGAAGCCUCUUCUACAAAUUAUACAUUCAGUUCAUAGAGCAAUGUUGUAACUCCUUACAAGGUCACUAUGUCUAAAAUCAGUAGCUUCUUCCAUGAGAAAAUCACCAACAUGCAAGCUCGACGUCCUUGGAGAACAAAGUUAUGACUAGCCGAGGGGUCUACUCGGUCCUGUGGAUGUGAUUUUUGUAACUGACGCAGGUGUGAAUUCGG